ACACACUGUUCCGCAUGUUUCAGCAGGCUCAUGCUUUAAAUCUAGCAGCUGAUGAAUGAGCUCUUUGUAGUUUCACUGGCCCCAGGGCGGGGCCGGAAUUUAAACCGAAGCGCAGACUCUUCAUUCAUUCACAGAGUAGGAGGCAGACACACAACCAGAGGACCUGCUUCACUCAUCCACAGACUGCGCGCUCUUCAUCAUGUCUGUGAGCAGCUCGCUCUGUAAGCGCUCCUCUUCUUCCUCACUGUGGACUUUGAUCCUGUGCUCGGCUUUCAGCGUCUGGACUCCCGCUGAAGGUGAGGUUCUGGUGAUUGGUUCAGGUCUUCCAAUCAUCGCUGCUCCGGGUGAUGAUGUGAUCCUGCCGUGCCACCUGGAGCCCAUGUUUGAUGUUCGGGGUCUGACGGUGGAGUGGUCCCAACCUGAUCUGAAGCCCGACCCGUCAGACCGGCUGAGCCGAGUCGAGUAUGUUCACCUGUACAGGGACAGGAAGGAGGUCCCCGACAUGAAGCUGGCAUCGUACUUCAGGAGGACGGAGCUGUUCAUGGACGACCUGAAACACGGGAACAUUUCACUGAAGAUCCUGAACGUGUCGGAGGAAGACAGCGGCAGAUACAGAUGUUUCAUCCCGAAGCUGCGGAGCAGAGUGAAGGCCGCCAUCGUUCAGCUCGUAGUUGAUGAAAACUACGCUAAAACCUUGAUGACAGAGACUCCUAGAAUCCUCCAAACUCCAGGUCCUCAGGACACGACUCCAAGAAAUGCAGGUCGGUCCAGGGUCUCUGUGGUCAUCGUUGUCUCCUUCAUAUCAGUUGUAGCUGUCGCUGCUCUCGUCUCAUAUUUUUCUCACCGCCUUCAUCCGAAACUAAAUCAGCAUCCAGAGGACGAUCAGUCACAGAGACAACCAUAGCGACUCUAGGUGCCUUGCUCAAAGGAGCAUUGGUAUUCAUACAGUGAUGGUCAAAGUCUCCUGGAUCUUCAGUCAGGCUGGGGAGACACUCAGGUCCAGCAGCACUGAGAUCAGUCACUGUGAAGGAUGUGAGUCAGUGACGGAUUUGAAUCUUGACCCCCUGACCUGAACACUGGAGUUGAGUUCAUGAAUAGAGCACAUUUCCAAAAUAAAGUAUUGUAUUAGGAGAACACUGAGUCUAAACAGUAAACUAAGUUCAAAUGUAGCUCAAAUGAAUGAUGAAAAGCUGUUGUAUCAACAUGGACUCUGAUCCAGUGAAGCAGUGGGUCUUGGAUUUAAAUGUGGCUGAUGAGAUGUGUGAUUAUUUUUUCCUCACACUGACUCAUUUUGUUUGAACUGUUUCAAUGUGGAAAAUAUUAAAGUUGG
Archocentrus centrarchus (flier cichlid) is the source of this 1330-nucleotide messenger RNA. Its product is annotated as myelin-oligodendrocyte glycoprotein-like. Gene Ontology annotation, biological process: T cell receptor signaling pathway; regulation of cytokine production. Gene Ontology annotation, molecular function: signaling receptor binding. The record is from RefSeq and is a predicted model, not a curated record. Gene Ontology annotation, cellular component: external side of plasma membrane. The transcript is spliced from 5 exons. The coding region runs from base 200 to 904 and encodes 234 amino acids. Lineage: Eukaryota; Metazoa; Chordata; Actinopteri; Cichliformes; Cichlidae.